AUGGGUUUAGGGGCUCUUACAGCGCCGCCCGCGCGAAAAUGGAAAAUAAAACACACGCAGGGUACCCAUAGCAGGCGCCCGAUUCCCCCGGAAGGCUGGAAGCACACAAGGCGCCCCGUCCAAGGAGAGCGGGGCAGUGACCUAUUCCUUUUGGGGCUAUGGAAUAUAAGCCGGCUUCGGCGCGGCGUCGAUGGACUGCAUGGCUGCGGGGGAAGAAUUCGGAAAAUCCCUAAGAAGCGGGCCGCCUAUUAUGUUACGUCUCGGAAUAUUUGCCGGGGGCGGCUUCAUUCGUUAAGAUUGCCCUAUCGGCGGGAAUGUGGCGCCCGUUUCGGUGUCGAAUGGCGGAAGGCCCUGUCGUGA
Messenger RNA from Trypanosoma grayi, 360 nucleotides. RefSeq lists its product as hypothetical. The transcript has a single exon. Bases 1 to 360 code for a protein of 119 amino acids. NCBI's taxonomy places the organism in Eukaryota, Euglenozoa, Kinetoplastea, Trypanosomatida, Trypanosomatidae. The record is from RefSeq and is a predicted model, not a curated record.